Pectinophora gossypiella (pink bollworm) is the source of this 10796-nucleotide messenger RNA. RefSeq names its product charged multivesicular body protein 7. The record is from RefSeq and is a predicted model, not a curated record. NCBI's taxonomy places the organism in Eukaryota, Metazoa, Arthropoda, Insecta, Lepidoptera, Gelechiidae. Gene Ontology annotation, biological process: late endosome to vacuole transport via multivesicular body sorting pathway; vesicle budding from membrane. Gene Ontology annotation, cellular component: ESCRT III complex; multivesicular body; cytoplasmic side of plasma membrane. Bases 123 to 1982 code for a protein of 619 amino acids. The transcript is spliced from 11 exons.
GGCGUGUCAAAAAGUAAAAACCUUGCGACUGUGCAUGCAUUGUGCAAUUUCUUGAUAAUAAAUCACUUCAAAACAAGAGAAACGACAACAAAUAUCGCCCGGAGUAGUUUUUGCCGCCCAAAAUGGGUUUACCAUACAACGCGAUACCGGAGGAUACGCUGCCACAGUGUUGGUCCGACGAUGUUCGUAUGAACGCCCUUUUCGCACCUUUUCGGAUAAAAUCAGCGAACCCAGAGUCAUGGGAUAUGAAGAUGAAGUUCUGGUCUGACAUGCUGAGGCAGUGGUGCAAGUAUAAAAGGGACCCUAUAGUGUCUGCGAGCGACGCUAAAUUCGCGUUUCAACGAAAAGGUCGCACGCCCGCUUGCAUCGAUAUUGUCGUCGAGGAGUUGUUUCGCAACGGUGAACUAUCCCCAAUAUCGAAGUAUCAGCAGAUACUCCACAACCCUGCUGAGGGCUGGGUACGUUGGACGGCCCGCCUGGCUUUCAAGCCGGCCGCACUAGCUCUCACUGCUGUGACGUCAUUGCUGCCUGCCACACAAAGUCUUGAUAGCGACGGGCUGCCUAAAGCCAGCAUUGAUUCUACGAGUAGAUUUGUGCUUGAGAGCGCUGUGCAGGAACAAGCAACACAAAUGCUAGAGAACUACCCACUGGGCGUGGAGCGUGUCGGCACCAUUGAGGAGUUGAUGAGGAAUUGCAACUGGCAGCAAAGUAGGGAGACCUUCGAAAUACUGGUCGGCUGGUUGGUAGCCACCGGAGCUGCCACCAAGAAGGGCGAUGUUGUUAAACUUGCGGAACCAAACAAGAAAGUGUCGCCGGUAACGGAGACAGACGAGGCUUUGGUGAAGCUGGUGUCAGCCGAGUCGAGGCUGUGCGGCGACGCGGCGCGGCUGUCGCGAGAGGUCGCCAGCUGCGAGGCGGAGGCCAGGGCCGCCCUCACACUCGGGAACAGGAUUGCGGCGAAGAACCAUCUCCGCCGGAAACACAGGGCGCAACAGAAGUUGGAACAGUGCGAGGGCGCGCUCGAGAACGUGCAGCAGCUGCUGCAUCAGAUACGAGACGUGGACACCAACGCUGCCAUCGUCAACACUUACAAGACGACAUCAGAAGCCAUGAAGCGGGGUAUGAAGGAAGGUGGUCUCGACGAAGAUGCUGUCCACGACACCAUGGAUGACCUUAACGAUGUAAUGGAGUCCUACAAAGAAGUGGAGAGGGCACUCAGCACGACCACAGAUGACCUGGACGCGGCGGAGCUGGAGGCCGAGCUGAGGGAACUGAUGUCACCCGGAGCCCCAGGAGGAGGGGGGGCGCCGGCUAAGGAGACCACGCCACGGAAGGCCCAAGAACCGUCGCCACUCCUGCCGACGCCGCCGAAGCAUCAACCCCGCAAGGUGUCGGAGCGUGAUGACUUCGUGUUCGACGGGGAAGCACGCGUGAUAGCGGAACUGAACGAGCUCAGUGUGGGGGACGCGCAGGGCGGCUCGGGGGGCAGGGGGCUCGAUAAGCGGGGGAGGAAGAAGAUAGCCGUCACCGAACAAUGGGUUGAUGCAGAAAAACCUGAGCCGAAGACUCCGAAACCAUCGAAGUCGUGGUACCCUCCUACGAAGGAGUGUCUGCAACCAGAGACUUGGAACAACAAUGACUUCGGAGAACUCAGGCAGGACGAGCGGUUACACCCCGGCCAACCGCUGAACGUGGACUUCACGACGCCGCCGCGGCUCUACAGCAGCGAUUUCCAGGUGCGCGACCACAAGCCCUGCGCCGGCGUGUGGCUUUACAGCACCCGCGACAACAACAGCAACGUCGACGACCUCGCCGCCAGCACAGAGUACUUCAGCUCGGAGAGCCCGGGCAAGUCAGGCGGCAGCUUCCAGAUGGCGCCCGGCGGCGAGCGCAAGGCGUCCGCCGCGUGGAACGCCGACGGAGACGCGCCCGUCGACGACCUGGAGCGGCGCCUGCGCAACCUGCGCGGAUUCAACUUAUAAUACCCGCACGGGUAACAUAGGUUAUGCUAAGUACGUAGGAAACUAGGUUAGGUUCAAAAUUGGUCCUUAUUCCGGCGACACAAAGAUUAUCUUAGUUUGUUAGUUGUAAACUAGAGCUGUCUUUCACUUAUAAGUGAUAUUAAGUGGCGGAUUGAGACUUUCCGAGGUCUUCUGUUGCUUGAAUUUGGAAGAUAGGAAUCCUUACUAAUGUUAUAAAUGUGAAAGUGUGUUUGUUAUUUCUCGUCUGUUGAACAAAUUUGUUAUAGUUCGGUUUGAGUAUACAACCUGGGUAUCUACCCAGGUUCUAUCUAGAAAACAAAGAUCUUUGUAAAAGUAUAUUAUGAACCUUAUGAUGAUAAGGGAUCAGCCUUUCGCCCAUAACAUAGUUCAUCAUGUUAGAGGACACAAUCCCUGUGUUGGAUUUUGUUGGCCGCCAAAGAAAAAAAAAUAUAAAUGCGCAACAGGCGCCUUACUGUCACAAUAUGUGAAAGACAGAUAGAGCUAGUUUUCGAACACAAACUAAGUUAGGGGCCGUCCAUUAAUCAUGUGAUGUUUUUUUUGGCAUUUUAAACCCCCCCCCCACCCCCUUGGUGAUACAUGGUGAGGUUCAAGACUACCCCCCACCCUAUCCGAUAUCACGCGUGUAUUUUUUAGUACCUACCAAAAUAAUUGCACGAAACGCCGCUUUUCGGUUCAGUAUCGCGCGUUUGCCGAAAAAUAAAUACAUAAACAGCCUAUAUACGUCCCACUGCUGGGCACAGGCCUCCCCUCAAUCAACCGGAGGGGAUAUGGAGCAUACUGCACCACGCUGCUCCAAUGCGGGUUGGUGGAGGUGUUUUUACGGCUAAUAGCCGGGACCAACGGCUUAACGUGCCCUCCGAAGCACGGAAUCAUCUUACUUUUUCGCACAAUCAGGUGAUUCAAGCCUGAAAAGUCCUUACCAAACAAAGGACAGUCUCACAAAGUGAUUUCGACAAUGUCCCCAUCGGGAAUCGAACCCGGACCUCCAGAUCGUGAGCCUAACGCUCUAACCACUAGACCACGGAGGCUGUCAAUGUCGAAAAAUAAAUACUCGUGAUAUAUUACUACACCCCCCCUCCCCCUUAUGAUAUUUCGUGAUUUUUUUGAUGGACUCUUCCCCCCCUCUCGAGCCUCGCAUGAUUAAUGGACGGCCCCUUAGAAUUAUGUCGGCCGGAAUAGGCGCCAUUAUGUGAUAUUGCCGGACAUAGAUGGCGGAGAUGCUGAUAAUGUUCUAUCUUAAGACGCACAGGAUUGCGAGAGAGGAUAUCGUCACUACAUACAUACGUGCACGCCCGUAGUUCCUAAUAGAGUGGGCAGAGUAACAAGUAAUCAGAUACAAUGUUUUAAGUUUACGCGGUAAUUAUCAUAAUUAAAACACAAGCGGCAAAGAAAGAGGGUAGACAGAUAUGUUUGCCUGUAGAAAAUUAUGGAUCUAACUACUCCACUCCAAUCUCAUCAGUCAUCCCGUGAUCAUGGCACUUGCAACAGUGUCGAAACACCGGGAGUCUGAUAUCCCUGCUUUAAACGCGGUAAGAUCCCGUUAUUAUGUGUUUUAAUUAAUCAGAUACAACUUAUACGAUGAAUCUAAAAACACAUCACAAGUUUUAUCUUAUACUACGUAUAGGACAGUAACAAUUCGCCCCACACCAAUUCGUAAGCGCCGACCUCACCCCCUCUGGGUCUUACUUUAGUCUUAAAUGGUUGGAACCAACAGCCUCCGUGGUGUGGUGGUUAACAGCCUCCGUGGUCUAGUGGUUAGAGCGUUAGGCUCACGAUCUGGAGGUCCGGGUUCGAUCCACUGGACCGCGGAGGUCGUGGACAGGGAGUUGCGAACUAGUUCAUGCAACCCUAUUGGUAAACAGGCAGCCUGCGAAUGGGAGUUUUGUAACGAUUUUUGUUUUGGGUGUCAUAAGAUGUAAUAUUAUUGCAUCUUCACCACAUGUUAUGAAGUUUAAGUUUUGAUAAUGUGAUUCAUAAUGUAAAUAUAGUUAAGUAGUGUAAUGUCCCACUAGUGGGCUUGGACUUCCCACUAUUAAUCUGAAUGGGAUUGUAACUCUAAUUAUAAUGUAUUAACAAGCGUGCAGGGGAGUUAAAAGGGCCAUAUUGAAGCAAUGAGCAUGAAAACUAGAGGCUCAAAUGUAGGCGACAGCACUGUUGAGUGUUCCUAGAUUUUGACAGUUCUCCAUACUGGCCACCUAAAAUUAAUAAUAAUAAUAAUAAAAAAGUUAAUUUAAGUAAAACCUUCGACACACAUAUGUACAUUUAAAAAAGUCAUAAAUCAUAAAUUCGUGAUAAAUUGCUAUAAAUUGUGGCGCCUACUGAAGGAUGAGUUACGAAAAACCUACGAAAUACCUACAUCUUUGCGAUAAUAUUUGUUUAUGUACACUAUUUCUAUUAAAGUAAUCUGGUAUUAUUAUUAUAAUGUAUGUACACCAUUAACACAUGUUUAUGGAAAAUGAUGUUCGUGCGUCACAAGGUCCACAUAAUACAGCGUCGUGGUUCACGCCGCGACUUGUGCUGAGUGAGGCCCUUUUAUCUCAGGACGUCCACCACCACCUUAUGAUCAUUUCGACAAACAUCCGUCUUGCUUUUUUUGUAAUUGUUUUAGUGGAAAUUUGAUUUGAUGUUGUUGUCUUUUUUUUUCUUUUUUGUGUAUGGCGUCCUUUUGUAAUAAACUAUUUCUAUUCUAUUCUAUUUAAAAAUAAAAGCAGCCAGUUGGAAAAAGACAGUAUUGAUUGGAAUUUUAGAAUAGAAUAGAAAUAGUUUAUUACAAAAGGGCGCCACACAAAAACAAGACAAAUCAUAUCAAAAUUUCACAAAACAAUUACGAAAAAGCAAGACGGAUGUUCGUCGAAAUGAUCAUAAGGUGGUUUAUCAAGUUCUCUUUCCGAUGUUUAGGGAAUAAAUAUAACAGUACGAUUUUGCUGUUAAACGCCGCACAAAAGGUUGUAGUGUAAAAAUAUAACCAAAACAUUGGUGCUAAUUCCUGUAAAUACCAUCUAAUUUUAUUUUAGGUUAUAUCUGUCAUUUUCUUAUCCGCCGAAAAGGAAAGGGACGGGUAAUCGACAAGCAUAAAAUUUAUGGAACACACGUCAAUUUUAAGCACAAAUCUAAAACAACCGUCUAAAAAAUCGCCCGGGUUAUUCAUUUAUUUACGCAUUCUUCCUAAAAUUAAGAGCUGUCAAUCAUCCGUCCCUUUCCUUUUCGGCGGAUAAGAAAAUGACAGGUAUAACUUAAAGUAAAAUUAAGAGAUGUCUGCAGGAAUCGGGGCCAAUAUGUUUAUUUACUCAAAUAGUAUGGGGAACUGACAAAAUUUAAGAAAACUCAACAGUGGCGACACCUAAUGGGAGAAAUAGGCAGUUUUUAUCCUCAUUCACCUGAAGAGCAAAAUUGCUUUUUAGAUUAAUUGCUUCAAUUUGGCCUGUCGACUUCGGGACACUAGGUUCGUAGACGUGAAAGAUUCGGGUCGGCGAAUCAUUUCGCUUAUACAUACUAGUCGAAAGACUAUCGUGAAUAGGCAUUUGCUAGGUAAGCGUGUCCCACCUUAUCUACUAAUAUUUCUAGGAUAAUUAUGUACAUAAAUAAUUUGAAAAAGCUCGUGGUGGUGUAUGUCUAUAAUAAAUAACAUAUAAAUUAUACCGUCGCAAAAGUAUAGAACUGAAAAUAAUUUAGAAAAAAAUUACUCAAAUUUUCAUGACUUUUCCGACAGGAAAUUCCACUUGAUAUCGACUCAGAAUCAUGGUCUGAAUCAUCCUCUUUACUUACACCCCAUACAAGUACAGUCAUGAGCAAUAUAAUGUACCAACUUUAGGACUCUGUCGCACUAACAUAUUUGACAUUUAGAGAGACUUACAGUUCAAUUUGUCAAAAAAGUUAAUGUGACAUGGUACCAAAGUGUAUACAUAUUAAUGCUCGUGACCGUACAAGUAUGUAUGGGUGUAAGUGACAUCGUAUCAAAUACUGAGAGGGGAAACUCACGCUUAUUUCCCACCGGGGUAAGCAGAGACUAUGGAAUUCUAUUCGCUUCGAUCCUCAAAAUUCAAAAAAUUCAAAAAUAUUUAUUUUUCAAAAUUGGCUUACAAAGUUAGCGCUUUUUGAACGUCAAAAAAUUAAAUUACAUAUUAUGUAACUAGCUGUAAAACUACUACCACAACGGAAUCUAUAACGCUGAGGGAAAGACGUGGCCAGAAAACCUCCCAGCACAGGGACCUAGUCCUACUGUUUCAUGUUUUCCUUUCUUUUCUUCUUUUUUAAAUCCAGUUUGUAUUACAUAAUUUAUAGACUUAAAUACAAUGGUAUUCCAAUUACAGUCGGUGGAAGGAAAGUGAAAAAUAAAGAGUUAUAAAUAAAGUAAAAUAAAGUAAAGUCCUGACACACUUCUCUUGCUUCCUCCACAUUCAUCAAUCGUUUCAUACACGCACGGUUCAGAGCAGAUCGUACUGAACCUUUUCUAAGGACAUCUCCAAUUUGGUCAAUGUAAAGAAGAAUCACGAGUUAAUUCAAACUAGUCGUUUUUAUAUGAAUUUGUAGUUUUGUCUUUAACUGUAUUAGUUGAAGAUCUAUAAUGGUUUCAAACGGGUAGUUUCCUAGGUCAAAGAUAAAUUAUGAAAUUCUGAUUUUACUAAAUAAAGACAGAUCUAAGGUGACAAAAAACGUUUUCUAUUUUCUAUUUAAUAUAUUUAUGAAUUUUAAUAAAGAAAAAUUUAAUAAGUCAGACAUUUGGUCACGUUUUUCUAUGACGUCACAGUGUGCAUUUUCAUACAAAUUCCAUAGUAAUUUCGUGUUUUGAUGUUUAGUAAAAAGUAUGAAUUUUAAUAAAGAAAACUGUGUAAGUGCGAUAUUUUGUCAGAAAGAAAGAAAGAAAGUAUUUAUUAUUAGAGGACGCCACAGUAACAAUACAAACACAGUAGGGGGAAAAAAACUUACACAAAAUCACAAUUAUUAACAAAAUCGUAAAAGGAACUAGCAUAAGUUAAAUAAUUUUUAUUUUAUUGUUAUGUAUUGCUUCAUUAUUAUUAAUUCAAUUGUUUUGUUAUUAUUUUGUGUAUCCUUCCUUCCUUCCUUCUUGUUGUUGUUCAAUUUAUCAUUAUAAUAUUGUAAAUUUGUUUUAGGCCCAUAAGAAUCUUGUUUGUAACGCAAUGGUUUAUACUGUAAUGUUGCAAAUGUCUAUAUAAAUAAAUAAACUAAUUGGAAAGUAGCCUAUUCGGGCGGACUUAAACCUAAUCUAAUUUUCAACUCUUAACCUAGUGCCGUCCUUCACUCGCGCGUUUUAGCCUGUCAAAUUAGGUAGGCGGUUGCCCGUAUCGCCACAGUAGGCUAGAUUCCAACUAGUCAAAUCAAUUACUUUUUAAUCUGAAGAAAAAAACUGAAAUCAUUUGUUAUAACAUCUAGUGACGAUUUGUUGUACCAUAUCAUAAACGAAUUACUAGAGCGACAUCUACCGGAAUUAGGACUAAUAUUAAUAAACGUCAAAACACGAAAUUACUAUGGAAUUUGUAUGAAAAAGCACACUGUGACGUCAUAGAGAAACGUGACAAAAUGCCGCACUUAUUAUUACAUUUUUCUUUAUUAAAAUUCAUACAUAAGUUAAAUAGAAAAAAAGAAAAUGUUUUUCGUUAGUUUUAGAUCUGUCUUUGUGUAGUAAUCAGAAUUUCAUAAUUUAUCUUGAACCUAGUUAGUACACGACCCAAUUGGCAUCCGUAUUGUCAACCGGAAUCGCGGGUCAGAGCAACUUAAAAUGUAUUACAUGACCCAAUCCAUCGGGCCCGAUGCGCCAAGAACGCACGAUCUGACUCGCGCAUGCGCCCGCUACAGACAGCGGACGGCACCAGUAAGUCAUUAUGGACCUAGUUUUAAUGUUUAUUUUUUUUAUGAAUAUUUUAUAGUUUAAAAAAAUGUAUGGAAAUUGUAAAUAAAUGUAUUAUAAAAUAAUUGUACGGGUUAGGUAGGUAGAUAAUGAAUUUUAUACAAAUUGCGUUCUAAAUAUUCGGAUAUUGUUUCUUUGUGCCAACGAAAUUUUAUGAGACAUGACAAAUAUAAUCCAACGAUAUUUCCCUGAUAAGUUAAAAAUAUGUAUGGUCAAGCCUUUAGACAUUGUCUUCAGCAUUCGCGACAUGGCUCGCACGGCGCGACAUAUACCGCGAGGUUCGACAAAUAUAGCGGUGUCAAUAAAAUGUAGUAAUGUACGGUCAUGAGCCGUUGAACCCUGUCGCACUCACAUAUUUGACAUUUAAUGAGACUUAUGGUUUAAAUUAACAAAAAAGUUAGUGUGACAUGGUUUCAAAGUCUAUACAUAUUAGUACUCAUUACUUAUUAAAAAUAAUUGGUCUGUACGCCCUUUCAGAAGUUAGUUAUUACAAAAAAUAGUAUAAAAAGUAAAAGAAAAAAAUAAAAUAGUUUUUUUUUAUUGGCGAAAUAAAUAAUAUUCGAAUAAUUAGAGCGUACUACGCUAGAUCAUUAGAUAGACAACUAAAAAAAAAAUUGAAGAAAAAAAUCCUAAAAAAAAGUUGUGUAUCAUAACUUAGGUUGUUUUACGGGCAAUAAUUAUAGGUAAAUAAUAUAUAAAACUUCAUUCAAAAAAGUAUGUUUUCCCGAACAACAGAUUUCUAUUUAUCUUUAUUUUUUACAACGUCAUAGAAUAAAGAAUAACUGUAGUGUUAUUCCCCCCCUCACCCCAUCUUACUUUAGUCUUAAAUGGCUGCAAGCCGCCGUGGCAGACCCAACUAGUUGGCCAGCUAGUUCCGCCCACAUGCAACAGAUGGCGCCACAUUCAAUAAUGCAGUCUUCAAGCAGGCGUGAAACGCGCUAUCGAAGUUUACACAGCAAGACGUAUAAUUAUAUAAACUUCCAACAUAACACCGUAGUUCUGUUCCUAUGCCCUGCUCGGUAUCCCGAAAAACAUCCUUUGGCGGCAGCACAUCCUAGCCGCCAAACCGCUAAUGAAUAAAGGGGAGAGCGUGUAGUGUGUCUCGCUCGCACUUACGGGUUAAGCGGCACGGUAAGAAUCAGAUUGAUUUGAUUUGAAGAUACUUUUGUCUAAGUGUGUCCUGUGUGUAAUUCUGUUCUCGGCCAUUCUCUCUCGACCUCUUUAUCAUAAAAAAUAAUGUACUUUUUUGAAUGAAGCCCCAUCUCGCUUGUACCUCGAGUUGUGUGUGACUUUAUUUCGAUGUUAUAUUUACGUAUGUUUUGUAUAUAACAGGUUGUGUUAAUUCUAUCUGUGAAUAUGUAUGGCAUUCGCUGUCAUUCUGCCUUGUACAUUGUUGAAUAACGGGGGUUAAAAAGGCCACAUCGAAGAAAUUCAUCUGAAAAAGCAAUAUUGCUAUUUGACAUUCGCCCAUAUAAGCAAAUGUCAUCAUCAUCAAUUUAAGAGCCACGCUCUUGUCGGUGUAGCAUUUUCCAUUACAGUCUAUCAAAGGCCAAUUUCUUGAGAAGAGCUUACAUGGAACAGAGCAAUAUUGCUUUUUUGAGGAAUUGCUUCGAUGUGGCCUUUUUAACUCCCCAGAUCUUCUUUCGUGUGGGUAGUGAGAACAAUUCUUAACCUAAUUCUCUAUGUAUGAUAAAAACUGGAAGCUCAAAUGUACUAGGGCUACAUUGAAGCAAUUCAUCUAAAAAAUGCUUUUGACACUUCGUCGCUGAUGUCGCGAAUUCAGCAUUUUUUGGCGAAACUGAUUUGCACCUCGUAUGUCAAUAAGACACAAGUCAUUUUAGCAAAAAAAUACAGGUACGUCAGUUAGUAAAUUCAGCCACGAUUUGUUGGUAUUGCGCCCUUUAAUUUUAACCGCCAAUGUCAAAUUGCAAUAUUGCUUUUUAGAUGAAUUGCUUUGAUGUGGCCUUUUUAGCCCCCCAGACUGCAAUGUCCUAAACCACAAACCGUUGACGUUGUUAGGUCGGUCACUGACCUCACAGCUCACACGAGAGAACAAUAUAUUUCUGUCCUGUUGUCAAAUAAACUUAGAGGUUGACAAGGAUCUUGUGGCGCAAAACAGGAGGGCGCUGCCGCGCACCAUCUUGAUUGGUCUUUCUUCAAAUAUCUACGUAAAUAACGAAAUAUAUUCUAACUGGGUAUUUGCAAAAAGACAAAAGAUUUUUGUGUUUACGGUAAUGAAUUGACUCUUGGGGGGUUGAAAAUGCCACAUCCAAGCAAUUCGCCUAAAAACAGCAAUAUUGCUGUUUGACAUUUGCCUAUGUAAAAGUAAGUUUCUGUGCCCUAGCAGGGCGUCGCUAUGUAUCUACCAUAUCCUGUAUACUCUCUCUCUAUUUAAGAGCUGCGCUCUUGUCGGUGGAGUAACUGCCAUUCCUCUCUUCUUCCCGCCAAAACCUUCACCUCCCGAUACGACACGACCUGCACCUUCUCUUUUAUUUGUUUCAUAAAUGUUAUCCUAGGUCUACCCCUUCCUCUCUUCCCUUCAAUUUUGCCUGUAUACUAUUACAUAGAUUGUUUUAAAUAGAUGUAAAACUGUGAUUUGCAGUAAAUGAUUAUGAUUAAGUGCGCAAUGCAAACAAAUGUCAAAUAGCAAUAUUGCUAUCUUAGAUGAAUUGCUUCGAUGUAACCAUUUUAACACCCUGGUGUUCGAAGAAUCGCUCCAGUCCGCUGCCAUAAGAUGUUUGUCAUUAUUAUUUUUUAAAACUUCCACAUCUGUGUUGUGCCAAAAUGUUAUUUUUAAGAUAUUAUGUAAUCGUUUGUUAACUUUAAAAUUUGAAAAUAGACAAAAAAUAUUACGGAAUAAACUUAAAAGGAAUUUAUUUUUCAUAAAUAAAUAAUUUCAAAACGCGGCAUUCGUUGCCCCAACACCA